This is a messenger RNA of Paraglomus occultum, 2481 nucleotides long. Lineage: Eukaryota; Fungi; Glomeromycota; Glomeromycetes; Paraglomerales; Paraglomeraceae. The record is from the annotation of a GenBank genome assembly.
AUGGGUAUCAAAGGCCUCACACCUUUCUUAAGACGCUUUGCUCCAUCCUCCCUAACACCAAUAUCCAUUAAUGACCUCCAAAACAAAACGUUAGCAAUUGAUGGAACGCUCUUUAUCCAGCGUUUCGUCAAGGGAGCAGAUCGUGGAGAGAAUUCCCAUCCCUUCCCACAUGUGCUUGGGUUCUAUCAAUUAAUUGCCUUUCUCAAAUAUUACAACAUCAAGCCAAUAUUCAUAUUUGAUGGGGAUGCAAAUAUCAGGCAAAAAUUGCAAGAACGUAUGAGAAGGAGAUCAGUUAUAGAAAAGACAAAAGUACAAUUGGGAUCUGAGAAUAAACGACAAACGAGACUGAAAGAGUGGGACCAGAUUGCAGAGUCGUUAAAAAUAAGAAGUAAGAGGGACCUAUUACGCUCAGAGUAUGUGACUGCGGGUAUUAAAGAUUUGGUUGACAUAGUCGGAGACGAAGGAUUAGAUACGCAAACUGCGUUAAAAAUAGGUAAGGCGCAGGGUAUGUCCACGUUCAUGCUUCGCAAUCCCCGCUUUAGUCCAACUAUAGACGAUAUAUUAAUCAGAACCAGAGUAGAAAAGUUAGUUACGAGUGUUCUUUUGGAUUCUAAGGAAUUGAGAUUCUCAAAAACGCGUUCUAGAGCGCAAAAACUUGGUCAGAUGGAGGCGAACCUGUUAAAUGAUGUGCUUUUGAAUAAGAUACUAGAUAUUCCUCAGCAACUCAAAUUGUCAAUGGAGGCGUCAUUACGGGAUGCGCGCGACCAAAAGCCAGCUGAACCUUUGUCAUCAGUCAUGUCCGACCAGAUCAGUACACCAGAGGCACCGGAGAUGGUCGAAUUAUCUCAACCGUCACCCUUAGCGGACUCAACAGCACCCACUUCGAUACCAGAACCGCCCGCCUCUACAGAACUCCCAGACAUAGCAUUAGAGACAAAAACAUCAGAAGAAGAGGAAACGGUAGACCGGGACGCGCUCGAGCAUACUGAUCAAAAGCCAGCUGAACCUUCGUCACCAGUCGUGUCUGACCAGAUCAGAACACCAGAUUCACCGGAGGUGGUCGAAUUAUCUCAACAGAUACCCUUAGUGGACUCAGCAGCACCCACUUCGAUACCAGAACCGCCCACCUCUGCAGAACUCCCAGAUGUAUCAUUAGAGACAAAAGCAUUGGAAGAAGAGGAAACAGUAGACCGGGACGCGCUCGAGCAUACGGAUCAAAAGCCAGCUGAACCUUCGUCACCAGUCGCGUCUGACCAGAUCAGAACACCAGAUUCACCGGAGGUGGUCGAAUUAUCUCAACCGUCACCCUUAGCGGACUCGACAGCGUCCACUUUGAUACCAGAACCACCCACCUCAAUAACAGAACCGCCCACCUCAAUACCAGAACAGCUUACGUCUGCAGAACUCCCAGGUGUAUCAUUAGAGACAAAAGCAUUGGAAGAAGAGGAAACAUUAGAUCGGGAUGCGCUCGAGCAUGCGGAUCAAAAGCAAGCCGAACCUUCGUCAGCAGUCGUGUCUGACCAGAUCAGAACACCAGAUUCACCGGAGGUGGUCGAAUUAUCUCAACCGAUACCCUUAGUGGACUCAGCAGCAUCCACUUUGAUACCAGAACCACCCACCUCAAUACCAGAACCGCCCACUUCAAUACCAGAACCGCCCACCUCUACAGAACUCCCAGACAUAGCAUUAGAGACAAAAACAAUAGAAGAAGAAGAAACAUUAGAUCUAGAAACAUUAGAAGACAUUAUAUCAACCUAUAAACGAACUAUCGAACUAUCAGACCUACGUUCUACGUUAUUAGACGUAACAUCAGAGACAGAUUACUACGUUACCCGCCUAGAAAAAGCAGUAGCCCCAGUAACAAGAAACAUGAUUGAAGAAGCCAAAGCUUUUCUCCGGAAAUCAGGCGUGCCCUGUCUGACGUGUCACGAUCAUGAAGCAGAAGCCAUGUGUGCAUCUUUGACAACGCACGGGAUAGCUGAUGCGACAGUCACCGAAGACAUGGAUGCUGCUCUGUUCGGAGAAGGCGUCGUCAUACGACAGCUUCAAUGGAAAAAUCAACCCAUGUUGGAAUACUCUUCCGUAAAGGCAAGAGAGGAAUUGGAAUUAUCCAAAGAGGCCUUUCUCGAUUUAUGUAUAAUGUGCGGAACCGAUUUCGGAGGCAAAGUUGAAAAAAUUGGGCCAGUCACUGCUUUAAAGUUGAUUAGACAAUAUGAAACUAUCGAAAAUAUAGUUGAUAAUUGUAGUUCUCGAUUCGAUUUCCCUGACAAUUAUCUCGAUGAAGUCAGAGUUACCAGACAAAUUUUUAACAAACCACCCAAAGUUGAGGCCAUUGGGUCGGUCGCGUAUGAGAUGAAGCCUGAAUCGUCGGAUCUCGAGAGUUUCCUAGCGUUAUAUGAUAUCCAGCCAAGUAGUGUCAACAUAUUUAAUGAUGCACCACAAGCUGAAAACAAAAAUCUGAACGAUAUGGUGUAUUUUUGA